This is a messenger RNA of Tarenaya hassleriana, 1769 nucleotides long. RefSeq names its product serine carboxypeptidase-like 40. Gene Ontology annotation, cellular component: vacuole. Gene Ontology annotation, biological process: proteolysis. The record is from RefSeq and is a predicted model, not a curated record. NCBI's taxonomy places the organism in Eukaryota, Viridiplantae, Streptophyta, Magnoliopsida, Brassicales, Cleomaceae. Gene Ontology annotation, molecular function: serine-type carboxypeptidase activity. The transcript has 5 exons. Bases 183 to 1661 code for a protein of 492 amino acids.
AGUGAUAGGUUUGACCACGCCUAUCCAUAUUAUAAGCAUUAAAAAAAACGCCCGUCUAAUUUAACAGCCCACCUCGGAAUAAUACACAUACAUAUAAAGAAAAACGAUGGGAAUUCCUAGUCUCUCAUAUCCUUCUUAAAGGGAGUCACAGAUCAAUCUAUUGGGAAAAAAGAAAGAGAGGAAUGGGGAGGAACGGAAAGGGUUGGGGGGUGGUGAUGGUGAUGGUGAUGGUAAUGGUAAUGGUAGCGGAGUGUAGAAGAGGCGAGCAAGUUCACGUCCUGAGACGACUCUACGAGUGGAAGCGGGAGGGUGUGGACAAAACCCACUUCCAGCCCCUUGGGAAUCUGACGACGGAGCAGGACAAAGACGAGCGCUUGCGGAGGGAGAGUGAUCGAGUGGCGAGGCUGCCAGGUCAGCCCCACUCCUCCGUUCAUUUCAAUCAGUACGCCGGUUACGUCACCCUCGAUCCCUCCUCCGCUCUCUCCUUCUUCUAUUAUUUCGUUGAAGCCUCUUCCAACUCUUCCACCCUUCCUCUUCUUCUCUGGCUCAACGGUGGACCGGGAUGCUCGUCUCUGGGGUAUGGAGCAAUGCAAGAAAUAGGACCUUUCCGAGUACACAGCGACGGCAAAACGCUAUACAGAAACCGAUACUCAUGGAACAAUGCGGCGAACGUGCUGUUCUUGGAAUCGCCGGCGGGAGUGGGGUUCUCAUACACGAACAGGACGAGGGAGAUGGAGGAGGAGCUCGGGGACAGGAAGACGGCGGCCGACAACUACGUGUUCUUGGUGAAGUGGUUGGAGCGGUUCCCUCAUUACAAAGGCCGAGACUUCUUCAUCGCCGGUGAGAGCUACGCCGGCCACUACAUCCCUCAACUUGCUCACACUAUCCUUCUCCACAACCGCACUCUCAUCAACCUCAAGGGCAUCAUGAUGGGGAAUGCGGUGAUAGACGAUGAAACGGAUGUGAAGGGAAUGUACGAUUUCUUCGAGAGUCACGCGUUGAUAUCGGAGGAUUCACUUAUAAAACUAAAGAAGAGCUGUGAUUUUUCGGCAAUCGAGCAGACGGAGGAUUGCACAGCGGCGUCGGACCAAAUAGACAUGGACAUAUAUUACCUGGAUAUCUACAACAUCUACGCCCCUAUCUGCCCCAACUCCACACUUACUCGCCGUCCCAGAAGAACCACCAUAACGGAGUAUGACCCAUGCAGCGACCACUAUGUGCACGCGUACCUAAACAGAGAAGAGGUCCAAGAAGCAAUGCACGCGAACGUGACGAAGAUAGGAUACGAGUGGGAGGGAUGCAGCAGGGUGAUAAAGAAGUGGAAGGACAGCCCUUCCACUGUCAUCCCUCUGCUUCGGGAGCUGAUGAAUCACCACAUCCGUAUUUGGGUUUUCAGCGGUGAUACCGAUGGUCGAAUCCCAGUCACCUCCACUAAGUACUCCCUCAAGAAGAUGAAUCUUACCACCUCCACUCCUUGGCAUCCUUGGUACCUCGGCGGCCAGGUGGGUGGAUACACACAAGUGUACGAGGGAGGGAAGCUUACCUUCGCAACGGUGAGAGGGGCGGGUCACCAAGUCCCCAGCUACCAGCCCAAACGAGCCCUCUCUCUCCUCUCCCACUUCCUUCACUCCACUCCUCUCCCCGACACCUCUCGUUAUUAAGUACCCCUUUUUUUCUUCUUAAUCUCCAUACUCUUGUACAUUGUGUUUUUCAUCUCUCUUUCUCAACACAUUUCUGCUUUCAAAUUAAUUGCCAUUUCUUUUUAUUCA